UGAAGGGUACGGUGGGAGAGUGAGUGUGCAAUGAAGGUGAGCAGUCUCCUUGGGUAGGGGGGGAGAGAGUGACGGAUCCCUUAGACUAUCCCUUAGUUGAUAGUUUCGUGAUCUUUCAGGGUAUCAAAGGAUCCGGUUAAUUCCCAUCAAAGGUUAAUUGGGAUACAGGAUCAGCCAUUAUGGAAUGGCGGAGCAGACUGAAUGGCCUAAUUCUGCUCCAAUGUUUAUGGUCUAACACCACCCAAGACAAGCAAAGUCUGUGUUUCUGAAUGCCACUGAGGGGAUUGGAGAGAAGUGAAAAGUGACAGGGCAUUGCGCCUGAGGGGAAGAAAGAAAUGCCACUCUGAAAUUUCCCAAGGACUCAAUACCAAGGCAGAUUUGAAAGAAGAUACAGGCAGUUCUCCAAUAAACGGGGACAUGGAUGAUGCAGUGUGCAUGACUUCAGUGAUUGACAAUGCUCAUUUGUCAAACUCUCGCACACAAGCUGGCAAUGGAAUGAAGAUUUCCAGUGAUGAGCUAGUAAAAUACUAUUCCAGUUCUGGUGUGUUUCAGUCUGCAGCUGCUACUGGAAAGGAGUCAAUUCUGAGCAGAAAGCGGCCAUUUGUUGGGCGAUGCUGUCAUGUGUGUUCUCCAAUAAGCAGGGAUAAACUAUUUAAUGCCAGCAUCCCUUCCCAAGGACUACGGAAUGUUAUUUAUAUUAAUGAAACCCACACCAGAUAUCGAGGCUGGUUGGCCCGGCGUCUCUGCUAUGUCUUGUUUAUUCAGGAAAGAGAUGUGCAUCGUGAUAUGUUUCCCAGGAAUGUUAUUGAGAACGUUUUAAACAGCAACAGAACUGAAAAGUUCACUUAUUUCUCUGUCUGCACAUAUACUGCCUGGUCUACUGAAGUGCAAAAGGCCAUUGUUGAUACAGUGACUGAUCGGAUGCCUGUCGAAACUCUUGUCCAGGCAGACCCCAAAGCUGUGAGUAAAAUAAAGCGAAAAGCUCGCGGAAUCCUUCAGCAAAUGGUGGCUAAUAUCUCACCAGCUGUGAUCAGAUUGACAGGGUGGGUGCUACUGAAACUAUUCAAUGGUUUCUUUUGGAGUAUACAGAUUCACAAAGGGCAGCUUGAAAUGGUUAAGAAAGCUGCUGCAGAGCAGAACGUCCCACUGAUUUUCCUACCAGUUCACAAAUCUCACAUUGACUACCUGCUGCUUACUUUCAUUCUCUUCUGUCAUAAUAUCAAAGCACCGCACAUUGCUGCUGGAAAUAAUCUGAACAUCCCCAUUUUCAGCACACUCAUAAGAAAACUUGGUGGCUUCUUCAUUCGACGGAAGUUGGAUACUGGUGCAGAUGGAAGGAAGGAUAUUCUGUAUAGAUCUGUCCUGCGUGUGUACAUUGAGGAGCUUCUGCGCCAAGGGCAGUUUAUGGAAAUAUUCGUGGAAGGCACACGGUCUCGCAGUGGUAAACCAUAUUUAGCCAUGACAGGACUUCUUUCUAUUGUGGUCAAUAGCCUCUAUGAGAAUAUAGUUACUGAUGUCAUGAUUAUUCCAGUGGGAAUUUCCUAUGACCGGAUCAUUGAAGGCAAUUACAACAGUGAACAGCUGGGGAAGCCCAAGAAAAAAGAAAGCCUUUGGGGUGUUGCACAAGGAGUCUUCAGAAUGCUUCGUAAGAACUUUGGCUGCGUCCGAGUAGACUUCGGGCAGCCAUUUUCUGUUAAGGAAUACAUUGAUGCUCAGAGGAACCGUCCAUUGCCUGCAACACUUUCCUUAGAAGUUGUUCUUCUGCCAGCUAUUAUCACAGAUAGACCAGGCCUCAAUCAUGUUGAGCAAGAGUCUGCACCAGUUAUAAACACCAGAGAUUUCUCAGAUGAGCAAUACAAGAGACAAGUGAUCUGCAGUGUAGCAAGGCACGCACUUUACGCUGCCAGCAGGUGUUCUGCUGUGAUGUCCACUCAUAUUGUUGCAUGUCUGUUGCUGUACCGACACAGGGAGGGUGUCCACUUAUCCAAGUUGGUAGAAGAUUUUUUCUGUAUGAAGGAGGUAGUGCUGGCUCGGGACUUUGAUCUAGGGUUUUCGGGAAAUUCCGAAGAUGUUGUAACGCAUGCCCUACAUUUACUGGGUGACUGUGUCAAUGUCAGAAGCUCCCGACGAAACAGUGAAUUCUUUAUUGCACCAACCACAACAAUUCCAGCCCUGUUUGAGCUGAAUUUCUACAGCAAUGGCAUUUUUCAGGUUUUUCUCACAGAAGCAAUACUUGCCUGUUCCCUCCGUGCUAUACUAAAGGAAAAGACUUCAGGGCCAGACAGAUUGGAUCCAACUGUCAGUCAAGAAAGGCUUAUUCGUACAGCUGCUGAUCUGUGUCACCUCCUUUCCAAUGAGGUGAUUGUGGGAUUGCCAUGUCAGGCCGUGUACCAGAUUUUCAAUGAUGCUGUAGGAAAGUUCAUUCAGUAUGGCAUCCUGUUAGUGACUGAGGAGGAUCUCAGUCCCAGUCCUACAGAGGAGGCAUGGGCGAAUAAGUACCCAGAUGGUUUGUCCUGGAGAAGCGAUGAAGAAGAUGAUAGUGAUUACGGCGAAGAGCAACGUGAUCAUUACCUAAAGGUGAGCCGGUCUCAGGAUCACCUGGAGUUCAUCACUUUCUUACAGAGGCUGUUGGGUCCAUUUUUGGAAGCUUAUUUUUCUGCUGCUGUUUAUAUUCAAAGCUUCAGAGUUCAGGUUGAAGAAAGUGAAUACAUCAGCAAGUUUCACAAGUAUCUUUUAUCCCGAACUGAAAUGAAAAUUGCAGUAUUUGGGGAGAGUGCAACUUUCUGUCUUGCAAAAAGUGCAGUGAAAACUCUGAAGGACCUUGGGGUUUUUAAAGCACAGAAGAAAGGGAGCACAACUUUAGAACUCAGCAGCACUUUUCUACCUCUCAUCAAUCGACAAAAGCUGCUGGAGUACAUUCUGAAUUUUAUCAUGUUAUAGAGAGGGCUGAAUGGGCUGUGGUAAUUUAUUGACAUGGACUGGUACUAAUAAACCCAUUUGAAUUGAUCAUUUAACAUUUAAGAACUUAAAUGAAUACUUGCUACAUUUUCUGAUUUAUUUCACUGUUUUAGUGAAAGGUGUAUACCUAACUUAAUUUGGCUGCUUUCCUUAGUAAUUUAACUGGUUUAUUAUUCCAUUUAGUGUCAUCUUCUGCGUCUUUUGAUGCAGGCAUGUGGAAGCAUAAGCCACGAAAAGGUGAUUACCAUUAUGGUCACAGGUGUGUUGAUGACACUGAAUUUAUGAUUAAUUUAGAAACUUCAGAAGUUUAUCAAACCUGUCAUGCAUAUGUCAUAGAUGUCCCUUAAUUUGAAGUGGACCCUCUAUUCUUAACAGGUUGUUGUCAUUGGCCAUGAAUUGUGUCAAAUUCAGUGUUAAUGAAAGUGUAUCAAAUUCUCAAGAGUUGGUACUCUAGGCAGGUUUGUUGUGAUGUGCAAAAGUUCUACGUUAAAAAAGAUUCUGCUGUGCUAAAACUUAAUUGAUGGGAUAUUGUGAAUUCUGUGUCAUUAGGAUGUGGAUUAUUAUCUACACAAAAGAAUCCUUUUGGUUUUGCCAUCCUCCCGCAAAAUGGAAUGGUUGUUUUCAAUUAGGAGGAUAUCCAGAUACUUGGCUAUGAGCUCUGUAACAUCUAGCACUACACACAAUCUAAAGAUUAAUCAUUUGUUAAGUGACAAUCUGUAGAACAGGGGUUCCCAACCUGGGGUUCACAAACCCCUCAAAUAAUGAUAAGGUUCCAUGGCAUUAAAAAAAACGUUGGGAACCCCUGUUAUAAAAGGAGUUUGUGAUUGUAAUUAGAGGAUUAUUACUACUUUCAAAAGAUAUGUUACCAAACAUGGCUCUGAGCUCAUCUCACGUCCCCUCCCUUCCCCACUGGUUAGCCAAAGUUGCUCAUUUUUUUAAGCCCUCCAACAAGCAGACAUCCAGUUCCAUGCAUGAUUCCUAAAUGUAGGAGAGCUGAUUGGCUGAUCUGGUCAGCCAAUACUUUAUGUAACAGGUGUGGCAGAAAACUGUGAGUAGGUAUGCCUCAGUUGCAAAGAGAUAUGUAUAAGUAAUCUUGGCUUUUCUGUGCCUACUGGUCUUUCCCUUUGCUUUCUUUUUCUUUCCUCUCCUCUGUUGACCUGAUUGGUAGGUCAAAAUUGCUGAUCCAUGCUCACAGUCUUGCACUGAUGGCUAAAAUUGGGUUAAUAGUUGUUCAGUUUGUAUCUUGAAUGUGCUGGGCCCUAAAUUAUAGAUUGCCUUAGGGUUUCAUAAGAAGUUUAAUCAGCAUUUUUAGCAAUCAAAAAGAAAGCCAUAUCUUUGCAAGAAGAUCAUAUGUUUGCAAUUGGCAUUGAGACUAGGCAAUAAAAUAAUCCUUCCAAAGUAUAUCCAUUUUGUGGCAAGCGAUGUUCUGUGAUAAGUUGUGUAAGGUUUCCAGUUGAAACACAACAUUCAAAUCCAGCCAUGAAAUGCAUUGAACCCAAGCUGACCUUCCUAACACAACUUACAGAUUAAACACUGUGUGAUCAAAUAAUUCCACUGUAUGUGAGGAGAUGCAUGGUUUUUGGAUGAACAUCUGUCCGACAAUGAUCAGCCCUUGCACCCGUGAAGUGUGCAGGAGCAAGAUACAAGAAAAAUUUGUGCUACAGAUCAUAAUUUUUGACUGCUUUAUCUUUCAGAGAAAGGAUGAGCUAAGGCCAGCUUUUUACCCACUGAUUCCACAUAUUAACCCCUAAGAGUGAGCCCUUUUAAUGGGUAUAACAUUUAUAACACAAUAUUUUAUUUUUCUCUUGCAAAAUGGGAGACUUGGUAAUUUAAAGAUCCCUUGGAGCUUUUAGUAAGAGAAAAUCAUUUCCAUAAGCAUUUCUACCUUGAAUUUUUUAAUAAAACAAUAGUAAAUCUCAUUGAUGUGCCACCUAAUAUUUCAGAAACUGAAAGAAAUGAAGACCUACAGCAUCAGUUAUUAAUGUUGAGAUUAGAAAUUCCCCAUGUUAUUGUAAGAUCUCUAAAUACUGACAGGGGGAGGCAUUACCAGUUAAUACAUUUUUUCAUUAUGAUGUGUUCAGGGUCUCCAUUGUAGCCUCUCCCUCAGGGGUGUUUAAAGCAAACUUGAGCUUAAAUUAACCUGUAAGUCAUGAUGAUCUAUAUCUCAUAUUAUACUUGAAAAGCUACUCAAAUCACUGGUCUUCAUCUUUGUGUUACACCAAAGAGUUCUCUUAUGUAUUGUAUGUUAACAUGUGUUUCUUCCUUUUUUUUUCCAAAAUCUAAAUAUCCAACUUCUGAUGUACUUAUUUAAUGUUAUGUGAAGAGACAAUGCUACAUGUUGCAUUAUAUGAUAUUUUGGUUCUACCACUACUGAACUUAUAAAUGAUUGCUGCCUCAUGGGCCACAGAGCUCUAAAGGAUAGAAAGGGAUGGUGGUAGCAAGUUAUUGAGUUGUUGUUUCAUAUAUUUCUGGUCUGGAAAAGGGUUGGAAGUAAAAAUAGAAACGCAUUACAGAAUAAAAACAAAAACAUUAUCUUGUA
Molecule: messenger RNA, 5497 nt
Organism: Hypanus sabinus (Atlantic stingray)
Lineage: Eukaryota; Metazoa; Chordata; Chondrichthyes; Myliobatiformes; Dasyatidae
Gene: gpam
Product: glycerol-3-phosphate acyltransferase, mitochondrial
Exons: 24
Coding region: 418-2940 (840 amino acids)
Biological process (GO): phospholipid biosynthetic process
Cellular component (GO): plasma membrane; mitochondrial membrane
Molecular function (GO): glycerol-3-phosphate O-acyltransferase activity
Source: RefSeq, a predicted model, not a curated record